This is a messenger RNA of Sphaerulina musiva SO2202, 2522 nucleotides long. RefSeq names its product alkaline phosphatase precursor. NCBI's taxonomy places the organism in Eukaryota, Fungi, Ascomycota, Dothideomycetes, Mycosphaerellales, Mycosphaerellaceae. The transcript has 4 exons. The record is from RefSeq and is a predicted model, not a curated record. The coding region runs from base 319 to 2478 and encodes 719 amino acids. Gene Ontology annotation, biological process: dephosphorylation. Gene Ontology annotation, molecular function: alkaline phosphatase activity.
AAACCUCAUUCUGCGCCUCGAAGCACCUCCGACCAUUCGAAUGUCGCGCUCGAGCACGGGUUGUCGAAGGGUGCAGUCUGGGCCGAGCAGAUGCAACCUAUACCGAAGCUUAUCCCCUUCCUCUCGCUCUUGACGGCUGAAGCUGGCAGUCAGUCUGCUUGUGACGAGUGGGCGGCAUGAUAGCGCAUGUGCCGGCAGACGAUGGUUGGGACUCGGGAGAAGGAGGAGGAGGUCGGGGUAGAUUUUUCUUCCCUGGUGGUCAAAUCUAGGACUACCUAAGGUUUGCAACGCUCCCUUUCUUCGAUCGUUCGACAUCCAAUGGCUACUAUGAAGCCUUUGACAAGACUGUUCGCAGCUGCUGGGCUCGUUUCACUAGUUGGAGCCCAGACAUUCCAGAGACAUGGCACUUGCCCUACACUCGGAUGCGUAACUCCACCUGACCAGCAGGACUUCCUCGCCGGCCAAUACUUCGAUAUACGUGUCGAGGUUCACGCACCUGUCAAUGGCUCCGAAGCCACCAACGGCGUGCCCGAUGAGCACUUCACAUUCACCAUCAGCAAAGAUGGGAGCGCUCCCCAGCCCGUCACCACCUACUUUGACCUAGACGAGCCCGAGAUCGAGACUUGGGACUUCAGCUGGUACGAGGAUCUCUUCGCCUAUGAUGCUCACACUCCGUCCGCCGUCAAUGUGGCUUCCAAGGCAUGGCGAAGAGUGGCUCUCUACGAGCCGGGCGAAUACACUGCGGUCCUGACGUACAACAACGGUACCACGACCACGGCCAACUGGCUGGUGCGUGACAUCGAGCAGGUCCGCAAGACCAAAAACAUCCUCCUGUUUAUUGGCGAUGGCAUGACGACGAAUAUGGUGACCGCAGCUCGCCUUAUUGCACACAAGACUGUGAAUGGCCGUUACCAGAGCACCCUGGCCCUGGACAAGUUUCCGACAAUUGGACAUCAAAUGACCCAUUCGAUCGAUACGUUCAUGACCGACUCUGCCAACUCUGCAACCGCGCUGUACUCAGGUCACAAGUCGACCGUCAAUGCUCUGGGUGUAUACGCAGACACCUCCCCGGAUACUUUUGAUGACCCCAAAGUAGAAAGCAUUGCCGAGAUCUUCCAUCGUCUGGUUGGCGGCCAUGUGGGCAUUGUGUCGACCGCUUUCAUCGCAGACGCCACUCCCGCAGCUUUGACUGCUCACACGCGAGACCGUGGUGAUUACGAGGCCGUCAUCGAUUCCUUCCUUCAUGGUAUCGUCAACUAUACUUGGACUGAAUGGUCUGGCCCAGAUGUACUAUUUGGUGGUGGGGCCGAGAACUUCUGCGACCCAGCUAAAGGUGCCUCGGGCGGCAAGACUUACCAGGAUCUUGACUACUACAAGGUCUUUGCUGAUGCUGGUUACAACGUGGUCUACAACAAGACCCAGCUGGACGCUACCCCCAGUGACGAGAGGACCCUUGGUAUUUUCUCCCAGUCGAACAUGGCCAAGUGGCUCGACAGGAACGUCUACACUGCCAACCUCAACCAAACCCUAUCUCCAACGUGCGACAAAGGUGCAACUGCUGCCGACCAGCCAGGUCUCAAAGAGAUGACCAUCAAAGCCAUUGACAUCCUCAACAACCGUGCCGGCGACAAGGGAUGGUUCAUCAUGUCCGAAGCCGCCUCCGUCGACAAGAUGAUGCACGUCCUCGACUAUGACCGCGCUCUUGCCGAGCUGCUCGAAUUAGACGACACGGUCAAGCACUCCAUCGCACACCUCAAGGAGCUAGAUGCCCUCAAAGACACACUCGUCCUCGUCACAUCCGAUCACGGGCACGGCUUCGACGUUUUCGGAAACGUCGACACCAAAUACUUCAACGCGCAAACCGACGACCGCGCCAAACGGAACGCCAUCGGACCCUACGAACGUUCCGGUCUUUCGGGCUACAUCAACAGCGGAGACCUUCGCUACGGCGACUCCAACUUCCCCUCCAACUGGGAACCCCGUUACACCCUCGCUCAAGGCUUCUCCGCCAACCCCGACCACCGCGAAAACUACCAAGUCCACAAAUUCGGACCCCGCUUACCCGCGUCCAACAUCUCCGGCUUCGCCACGACCGAUUACUUCGUCAACCUCCGCGACAACGUCAACGGAUUCCUCGUCAAUGGCACUUUACCCGCAUCCUACAACCAAGGCGUCCACUCCCUCACCGACGUCGCCGUCUGGGCCCAAGGACCCUGUUCGGAAAUUUUCGGAGGCGUGUACAAUUCCAUUGAUGUGUUUUUCAAAAUGGCCGAAUGUUUGGGUUUGUCCGAGGUGAAGAAGAAGGAGAAGUGGGGGUCCCCCAAAGAGCAUCCGGAUAAUUGGGCCAAGUGUGGUGAGGGCAAGAAAGGAUAUCAGAAAUUCGAUGAGAAACAUCCGCGUUAUGCGGGCGAGAAUGCACAUGGACAUAAUACGGGUGUGAAGCCGAGGAGUCCGUCACAUGGACAUGAUUAUUGCUAGAAAGGAAGAGAAAGUAAAAAAAGAUUCAUAAAGAUUAUUUAUUU